AUGGAACCCGAGAAGCGCAAAAUCGUCAUCAUCGGGGCUGGAAUCCUCGGCCUCACGACAGCAAUAAGCAUCCAGGAUAGCAUCCGUGCCCGCGCGGAGGCACCCUACGAAGUCGCAAUCGUGGCUCGAGAAUGGCCCGAGGCUGUCACGGGAAACCACUCAUCCACGUCGCCCGACUACGCAUCCAUGUGGGCUGGAGCCCAUGUCCGUCCCAUACCGGGGAGUACCCCCCAACUCCAGAGGGAAGCAAAGUGGUUGAAACAGACCGUGGCCAAGCUGGAGCAGCAGGCGUCGGCGGAGCCAUGGGCUGGCAUCACUCCCACCAAAGGCCGGGAGCUUUUUGAGAGCCCAGAUGAGGCGUACUGGCACCAGACGCCGUCUUCCUUCACCGAAGAAUCGGGACUACGAGGCUACCGUCAACUCGGUGACUCGGAGCUGCCAAAAGGUGUCAAGAUGGGAAUCGAAUACGAUACAUACUGCAUCAAUUCGCCUCUCUACUGUGCCAGCCUCCUACGCAGGUUCAUAUUCCAAGGAGGUACGACUCUGAAGAGAGAUCUUCGAAGCGAGUAUGAGGCCUUUGAACUGUUCAAGGAUGUCUGUCUUGUUGUCAACGCCAGCGGAAUGGGUUUCGGAGACACCAAAUGCUUUCCCACAAGAGGCCAGAUCGCUCUUACAGACUUGGAUGGCGUUGUCGAGACCGUCACGAGGCAGAACAAUGAUGGAUCCUGGAAUUUUAUCAUCCCUAGAUUUUAUGGCGGUGGGACGGUGAUUGGCGGCACAAAGGAUGUCAACGACUGGGAUGAUGCUCCACGCCCUGCUACGAGGGACUUCCUCGUCCAUGGUGUUUCCAAGCUUGGAGGCGACGUGGGCAAGUCGACAGGAUUCAACAUCAUCCGUGACAUUGUUGCCCGAAGGCCGACACGGGAGGGCGGAGUUCGACUAGACCUUGAGCACGUCGCCCCGAACCAGCAUUCCAGCAUCACAGGACUUCGACGGCUGAUACAUGCCUACGGAGCCGGUGGAAGGGGGUUUGAGUUGAGUUGGGGGAUUGCCGCUGAUGUGGCAGCUCUAUCCCUGGAGAGUCUCUCGACUGGUGCAAAAGCCAGGUUGUAG
This is a messenger RNA of Geosmithia morbida, 1113 nucleotides long. RefSeq names its product FAD dependent oxidoreductase. Gene Ontology annotation, molecular function: D-amino-acid oxidase activity; FAD binding. The coding region runs from base 1 to 1113 and encodes 370 amino acids. The transcript is spliced from 3 exons. NCBI's taxonomy places the organism in Eukaryota, Fungi, Ascomycota, Sordariomycetes, Hypocreales, Bionectriaceae. The record is from RefSeq and is a predicted model, not a curated record.